AUGCAACCAAAGAGCCGGCCGAUUCUCCUCUUCAUCGCCGCCGUCGUUGGGCUCUUCGAUGGGAGGGCGUCGUCGCCGGCCGGAACCCACGAGUACGUGAUAUGCCCCGCGGAUGGGCCCAGCGAGAACCAAUGUCCACCCGUGGACCGAGGGACGAUCCACGAUCGUCGCGUCGUGUGGGUCGACGACGAGGCGCACGUCAUCUAUGUUUACCCCAUCUGGGCGGCCAAGGCGAAAGCACUCCUGGCAGCGAAUGCGUCCACCACCGGCCCUGCGUCCCUACCACCGACGGAGGCCAUCGCCAUGCCCGAAGAGACGUCGACCGAACAAUCCAACCCGGCCACAACGACCGAAUCCUUGAGCCCGGCCACAACGAUUCCCUCGACAACAACACCUCCCUCGUUGAUUGUAAACGACUGCGGCGACAACGACGAGGCCAACGACAACAGCGACCACAACGACGAGGGCGGCCCCCACUACCACAACAAUCUCCCCGACCACCCGAACCACGCCUUGUUU
Mesorhabditis spiculigera is the source of this 519-nucleotide messenger RNA. The record is from the annotation of a GenBank genome assembly. NCBI's taxonomy places the organism in Eukaryota, Metazoa, Nematoda, Chromadorea, Rhabditida, Rhabditidae.